This is a messenger RNA of Osmerus eperlanus (European smelt), 529 nucleotides long. Its product is annotated as cortexin domain containing 2-like. Bases 132 to 323 code for a protein of 63 amino acids. The record is from RefSeq and is a predicted model, not a curated record. The transcript has a single exon. NCBI's taxonomy places the organism in Eukaryota, Metazoa, Chordata, Actinopteri, Osmeriformes, Osmeridae.
GUCUGGAUGCACCUUUAUUACGACAGCAAACUUUGGCAAAGCACGUGGAGUGAGCAGAGCAAACCAGAGCGAGCCUGGACCCUGAAUCACACCAAGGCCCAACAACCCCUGUGUCUUCCUCCUCUGAAAACAUGGACCCUGCUCUCCUCCCGGUUGCCAGGUUUGACGUGGACGUGGACUUGGGCUUUGCCCUCUUCUUUGUGUUCCUGCUCUGCUCCUUCCUGUUGGUGACCAUAGUGCGCUGCGCCCAGAUGGUGCUGAACCCUUACAGAUCCAUCUCUGUGUCCUCGUACCAGCAAGAUUCAGAUGAGAAUGGGGGGUGAUCCACUCACGGUCCUGCUACUGUCCUGCACUGGAGGUCUGUACCACCAGAGGGGUAAACAUACAAGAUUUACCCACUCAAAGGAUGCAACUGCCCUCUGGAAAUACGAUUGCAAUGUAGAAUGGAUUUGACUUUGUCCUUUGAACAUUUUUCAACACAAGUUCGAUUCAUUUUUCUAGCUUUUUGUAUGCCUCUUUGAUCGUAAUU